AUGUUGCUGGAGCCAAACCAUAUCAAUAUUCUUUUAUCAUUUGUACGUUCAAUAGCAAGAUCAAAUGAUCCUUAUCAAUUAUUGUUACAUAAUAAACGUUCUUCAUUGUUACUUGAUUCAUUAUUAAAGCAAAUUAUCGAUCGUACUAAUUCUAACCAUCCACUUAUAAUCGAUCAACGUUUAGAAAAUAUUGUUAUUGCUUUAGCUUAUUUAGCUGUUGAACUACAAGAUAAAUGUCAAAUUCGUCAGGAUAUUCUUAAGGUUUUACUCGAAAUUUAUCCGAGAAUACCAACAGCAAAGUACUAUGAAGUGGCUUCAUGUAAUUACAAACAUGGAUUACCUCCAGCAGAGGUAUUUAGCUUUUGUUUGCAUACAGCUCUAACUGAAAUUGCAUCAACAUCACACGAUGCAAAGACAAGAGACAAUAUUAUGUCUAAUAUGGCGGAUAGCGUUCGGAAGAUUGUUGAACGUUUACGUAAAGAUGCUCAUAGUCAUGCGACAGAGAGAUAUCAAGUAAUCUAUCGAUUUGAAGUACCAUAUCUAUUUGGAGCAUUAAGAUCCAUUGGAAGAAUAUCUGGAUCCGAUCAAAGUCUAAUGUCACAACUAUUUCCAAUAAGUUUUAAUUCCAUAACACAAUCGAUUCAUAUUGAAAAACAAGAAUUAACGAAUAAUAAUUUAGCGAAUGUAACAAAUAGCCCAAUUGCAUUUCGUCCGAUUAUUUCGAAAGUUUUAUCAAGAAGUGUUCUCUCAGCAACUAAUGAUAGUAUAUCACAGUUAGCGCAUUCAAAUCCUUUACUAUUAAAUGACGAUCAACGUGAUUAUUCAGCAACAUAUCAAUCCCUUUCGUUGGCAGAGAACAGUGAACUGUACAUAUGGAAGGAUGAUCUUCCAAUCGAUACUCUAUUUUUUUCCGUCUCUGGUUCAACAUAUCUUAAUCGUCAAAUAGCGUUAUCAAAUGUUACUUCUACUCGUUUUCGCGUUUGCCUUACUGUUCCUGUAUUGGAACAUAUACACGAAACAUUGCAAUUGAUCGACAGUCGUGUUGUUAAAUUUCUGGAUAAAGCAGCAAUUACUGAAUAUGAUUCCAUUCAUCGAUCUCAGGUCUUUAAAGUAAACUCCAAACAUAAUUUUCCAUAUACAUAUUUUGGUGACAUUCUUAUCUUAUGCGUUAUUAAAUUCUUUCGUGAUAAUCUUGAUUUGAUAAAUAAAUCUACUGAACGAUACAUAUCAAUGACAAAAGCUACUUAUUUGUUUGUUCAACAAUUGAUAACAAUUAAAUUAUUAGACUUGGACAAUGAUGGUUAUAGAAAUGAUAUACAUCGUUAUCGAACACGUGUGGAUGCGAAUGCAGCAGCAUUAGAAUUGCUUUGUUUAUCCUGCGAUGGUGAAAUAGAAGCUGAAAAAUUAUGUACGAAAUGUGCCGAAAAAUUCACUCAAGAUACCAUAAGUAUGAAAUUAUUGGCUUGUCAAAUGCCAUUGUUAAUUACAUCGUUAGAAAUACUAAGCCGAUUAGCAGAAAAAUAUAAAUCAUUGGCAACAUAUUCCAUUCGAGUUCUCUGUGAUUUUCUAACUGAACCAUCACCGUUACUCUCGAAAUUAUACCGGCAUACGCAUCAAAAGAUUAAUGAAGAACAACAAAAUUCGCUGUCGAAUGAUAACCGUCAAAGUUCAAGAGAAUAUCGAGCGUUUCAAAUAUUUGAAAGAUUACGAGACAUAGCAAUUGAAGGUUUAUGCAAACAAACAUCAUUGGUAGCUCACAAUGCUAUUCUUACCUUGGGCCAUAUGGCCAUAGCCUUAAAAGAUGUUCAGCACACACAACAAUCCAUUUUAGCUCGUUUUCAACAACGUCUUGGUGAUCCGCCAUCCCCACUCGAUAUUCUAAUUAUUAACCAAAUCGGUUGUAUGCUUAUUUCGAGCCUUCCACAAGCAACUUACGAAGAAAUUAUCAGAUUAUUUACCGAAAUAAUUGUCAAUUCAACCUAUCCAUCAAAUGAUUCUACACACGAAUUAACCAUUACAGGUCGACAUCCAAUAAAAUAUAAGCAAGCAUCGAAUGCCGUCAUUAAUGCAUUGGCUAAUGUUGCUGCUAAUAUUCAAGGAACAGUAGAACUAAUGAAUCUUCUAACCAGUAUUCUAGAAUUGUUUGUUCAAUUGGGCUUACGAGCAAAAGAUGCAAGCGAAAAAUCGACUAAGAAUGCUUUGAAGGUUUCAAAUACAGCUGGCAGUCUUGGCGUAUUGAUUCCUGUUAUUGCUGUUGUUAUGCAACGCAUUACUGUUAUAAGUGAACCGUCCGAACGAGUUUUUCGUUUAUUUCAACGGUUUUGGUUUUAUUGUGUUCUAUAUGGAUUUGCUGAUCCAGAUGGAGGCUUAUGGCCAUCAGAAUGGCAUGAUUGUGUACGAUUGAUUGCAACUAAAUCGCCAACACUAGUUUCUCAACAUGUAUCAUAUGUGCCGUUGAAGGCUGCCAUGCCAUUGAAAGCAGAGCAAAUCACAAAAGAAGACAAUAACGCAUUAAAAUAUAAAUUGAACAGUAUAUUUUCUUCUUACCCAAGUGCUAAACCAUAUAUUGAUCGGUUUGGUUUCGAACAAAGUGCUUAUACACUUUCCGUGUAUUAUCUUGAAACGUAUCGAGUUCGAUAUUCACUUGUACCAUUGGCAUUUCAAUCUAUAUUUUCUUAUCUUGAAGAUCCAGGCUUGAUCAGAGAUAAAUUCGGUCUAUGGACACUGAUGAUAGCAGUAGGAAGAAAAGGCUUUGAUAUAUAUGUCGAAGAAAUGAAAAAAUUGCCAAAAAGUCCUGAACGAAAUAAAAAUCUUGAAACUCAAUGUCAAUUUUUUAUGAUUAAACGAACACAUGUUCGACCAGAAGUACGAGAAGAAGCAAAAAUCUAUCUUCAUUCGUUGCUAUCGAAAAAUGCUUUUCCACAUUUAUUCUGCAACGUAGUUGUGAUUGAAACUCUGAUGAAUAUUAUUAAUAUUCUUUCGUAUUCAUUAAAUGAAGAUAAUCUACAUAAAGUUAUCGCUCAUCAUCGUGUACCAGAUACAGGUUAUACUAUUCAAUUUGUUGAUACUCACGAAAAACGAUUGGAACUUUUCAAUGCAUUUGUCGAUUUCGGUCGCAUGUUCACCGAACAAUCUCUGAUGAUAUCACCGACAUUACUUAAAUCAUGUAUACAACAAUACAUGCUCAAACUUGAACAAGGCCGACGAAAUUCCGAUAUUGUUCGUCAACACCGAGGUCUACAUGUUAUGUGGGAAUAUUUAAGUACAUCUUCAAAAGCCGUUGAUACUAGUUCAUCAUCUACUGGAACUAAAAUGUACUAUCGAACAGAUUUCGCUGACUAUAUGAUAUCAUUAAGUGAAAGAAAUGCAGCCGUUGGCUUUGUUGAAGGACUCGAUCGUAAUGAUUAUCGAACAGCAUUGGAAAACAUUAGAAAAGAAAUGGAAAACGCUGUUCAUAAUCGAUUGUAUUCACUUGAAAAAUUUAAAUCAUUACAACAGCGUCGUCGGCGAAUGUCAAUUGCUGCACCAAUUAAUGAUAAAGGAAUUGAAUUGGAUUUCGAAGAAAGAAUUGCUAUUUUUGAUAGCAAUUUUCGGAAUGGUCUUUUUAAGUUAACAGCAAUGUUAAUUCAUAAUAUAGAUAAUUCGGAUGAUAACGAAAAUGAAAUGAGUUUCACAACGAUUGGUAAUCAAACUUAUAGAAAUGAUAAACCGAAAGUGACUGCCCUUGACCGGGAUAUGGUUCAUGCAUUAAUAUGGCUUCCGGUCAAAAUGUUUACGACAUCUGUGAUGGAAGCUGCUGUUGAUUGUUGGUCUUGGGCGAUUGUGGGUCGACCGGAACUUGAACUAUUAAUUGUUGAAGAGAUCUAUAAAGUAUGGGAGAAAGUAAUCAGCGAUUGCCACGGGUUAUAUUCCAUUGAUAAACCAGAACCGUCUCCACUUGCACCAUCCGAAAAAGAAGAAUUAAAACCCAAACCACCGUCUGUUAAUCCGCAUCUAAUAUUGUUUAAAUUCAUUGAAGAACGUGUCUAUUUAUGCAUGCAUAAAGCAGAUAUUGAAAUGGAAAUGCUUAAUGAUUUAUUACAUAAAUCUCUUUCAUUAAUAUUAGAAAAUCCUCGAGCACCAAUGACAAAACAUGUUAGUGCUGUUGGCCUGAGAUUUCGACUGUUAUAUCUUGCACUCUAUCUGGUACAAAGUGAUUAUUUAGCUAAUGGCGUGUGUAAAUAUUUACUACGAGAAAAAGUUUAUCAUACAGCAUUUGAUUAUUUUACUGUUCGUCAUCAUUAUCCGACUCAAUCACAAAAUGAAUUAAGAAAUGAUAUUCGUAAAUUAAUCCGAUUUUUUUCGUUAGUUCAUGGUGAAAAGAAGUUUUGUAAUGAUACAACACUGACAGUUGAGUUAGAUCGUGUUUUAAUGAAUGGACACCAUAAUAAUGAUGUCAGUGAUUCGUCAUCAAAAGCUGGAGCACCAUCAGGAUGGAUUAAUUCAUUAGCCGGCGGUGGAGGCGCCGCCGCAGGAGCUGUCGGGCAGUCAACACUAAGUCGAAAAUCUGGAUCAGCAAAGCAUACUGAGAAAAGUCACGAUGGACGAAUCUUAUCUCGAGAUUUACUCAAAAAACGUAAUCUUCUUCUUACGUUACUUGCAUCUGAAAUUGAACGUUUGGAAACGUUUCAUAAUCCAUUGGGUCGCGCAGACCUUCAAAUUGAUCACAAUACGCAGUCAACAUACACAAAUUGGAAAGUCUAUGAUAUGAAUGGAAUUUCAAAUAAAGCUUGGCGAGAAUAUGGACGUGUCGCUUGGCUUAUUUCGCCUGAUUUAGCCAUUACUCUUUAUUAUACAAUUCCAAAAGAAUCGUUACGUAAUGAAAUUCAAUAUCUUGUUAAAUCGUAUCCACUACUAGUUCGACACAUUCCAGAGGCUCUAUGCAUUUUUACAGCUACAGCAGAAAACGAUCGUCAAUGCGAAACAUCGAUUAUUCUUACUUGGGCUCCUAUUGAUCCUGUUACUGCACUAUCGUAUUUUGCUAGUGCAAGACUUAAUCAGGUGGCAAAUUCAUAUACAAUUCAAUUUGCUUCUCGUAUGCUUUAUACAACAAAAGCUGAAGCACUUAUUCUAUACAUUCCUCAGUUGGUACAAGCCAUUCGUUAUGAUGAAAUGGGUUUUGUACGCCGUUUAAUAUUAGCAUUAUCAGGAAAAUCAAAUUUAUUAGCACAUCAACUUAUUUGGAAUAUACGAACGAAUACAUUUAAAACUGAAACUACACCUGAUCAUGAAAUGCAAAAGAAAUUAGAGCCCAUAGCUCAAGAAAUUGAAUUGAAUUUCACGCCGGAUGCAAAGAAAUUUUACGAGCGUGUUUUUCAAUUUUCGGAUAAAUUAACUAAAGUAUCAGAUAUAAUUAAAGUUUUUCCAAAAGGAAAUGAUCGUAAAGAAGCUUGUCUCCAAGCGCUACGUGAAAUUGGUGCUGAAGUGCCACCAGGUGUUUAUCUUCCAUCGAAUCCAGAAGCUAUCGUGGUUUCAUUACUACUAGAAAGUGGAGCACCAAUGCAAAGUGCGGCUAAAGCUCCCUAUCGAGCAACAUUCCGUGUUCAAAGUGUUGGUAUCGAACAAGUUGAACGCUGUGCUGAUCCCGGUUACGAAUUUAUGCAAGACAUUAGUAAUCAAUAUUCUCAAAUGGCUAUUUUUAAAGUUGGAGAUGAUGUUCGACAGGACAUUUUGGCUUUACAAUUGAUGCGAUUGUUUCAUAAUAUAUUUGAACAAGAAGGAUUAGAACUAUAUUUAUAUACAUAUCGAGUUAUUGCCACAAGUCCUGGUUGUGGUGUUAUUGAAUGCGUACCGAAUUCUCGUUCACGUGAAGAUAUCGGUAGAAAUACAGAAGUAGGCUUGUUUGAUUAUUUUCGACAUGUUUACGGAAAAGAUGAUUCAAUAAAAUUUCAAAAAGCACGUCGAAAUUUUGUCAUUAGUAUGGCUGCUUAUUCAGUAGCACUUUUCAUGUUGCAAAUAAAAGAUCGCCACAACGGAAAUAUCAUGAUUGACGACGAAGGACAUAUUAUUCAUAUUGAUUUUGGUUUUAUGUUUGAAUCAUCACCUGGUGGAAAUAUGAGAUUUGAACCAGAUAUUAAGUUAACCGCUGAAAUGAUUCUUAUUAUGGGCGAUCUAACCGCUCCGGCAUUCCUGUGGUUCAAAGAAUUAUGCAUCAGAGGUUAUUUAGCGUUAAGACGUUAUCGUACUCAUUUUGUAACACUUAUUGCAUUAAUGUUGGACACUGAAUUACCAUGUUUUCGUGGCCAUACAUUAGAACAAUUAAAUGCUCGUCUUAAACCCGAGGCAAGUGAAGCCGAAGCAGCUCGUUAUAUGCAUGAAGUAAUUAAUCGUUGUGCACACAGUUUAAGAACGCGUAUUUAUGAUUACAUUCAAUUUCAACAAAAUAAAAUUCCUUAUUAA
Messenger RNA from Rotaria socialis, 6438 nucleotides. The record is from the annotation of a GenBank genome assembly. NCBI's taxonomy places the organism in Eukaryota, Metazoa, Rotifera, Eurotatoria, Philodinida, Philodinidae.